Molecule: messenger RNA, 2584 nt
Organism: Physeter macrocephalus (sperm whale)
Lineage: Eukaryota; Metazoa; Chordata; Mammalia; Artiodactyla; Physeteridae
Product: kanadaptin-like
Molecular function (GO): protein binding; mRNA binding
Source: RefSeq, a predicted model, not a curated record
AUGAAACUUCACUUUUUCCCACCACAGUACGCAUCACACGCCAAUUAUUCACCCAUUCACGUCCCCCACCUCCCAUCUCUCCCACCAGCCCCAUUACACAGAGCUCCUAAAGAACCAGGACUUCGGCUGGCUUCGCAGGAACUCAAUGGCGACUUCAAGAAGCCAGGCCUGCCCUUGCCCCCGGCGGUGCGGGGCAAAGCCCCGGCCACCAAUCCUUCAAACCCUGAGGAGGUAAAUAAGGAAAGGACCACGGCGCUGCCGGACUCCGAUUCCGCGGAGCCUGAAGUCCCGCCAGCCCUGCUGUACAGCGGGGAGACUAGGGGUCCAGCGGAGGAGCAGGCGCGGCCCCCCACAGCGGCUCCUUCCCCUGGCGGCCCGGCCCGGGCUCCCCCUUACCGAGAGCCUCCGUGGGGCGGCCCCGCCACGGCCCCCUACAUCCUAGAGACACUGAAGGGCGGCACCAUCCUUGGCACCCGGAGUUUGAAAGGGAUGAGUUGCUGUCUUUUUGGGAGGCUCGCUAGCUGCGACGUGUGCCUGGAGCUUCCUUCGGUGUCUCGCUACCACGCUGUGCUGCAGCACAGGGUGUCCGGUCCCGAGGCAGAAUGCGACGGCCAAGGGCCUGGCUUCUACCUCUACGAUUUGGGAAGCACCCACGGCACUUUUCUUAACAAAACCCACAUCCCCCACCGCACCUAUUGUCGGGUCCACGUCGGGCAUGUUCGCUUUGGAGGCAGCACCCUGCUCUUUCUUUUUCAGGGACCAGAGGAAGACAGAGAGGCAGAAUCUGAGUUGACAGUAACGCAAUUGAAGGAAUUGCGCAAGCAGCAACAAAUGAUGUUGGAGAAGAUGAUUCUGGGAGAAGACUCAGAUGAAGAAGAGGAAACGGAUACAGCUGAAAGAAAGAGAAAUACUAGUAGUCAAGAUGAUGAAAUGGGCUGCACUUGGGGAAUGGGAGAAGAUGCUGUAGAGGAUGAGGCUGAAGAGAACCCCAUUGUCUUAGAGUUUCAGCAGGAAAGAGAGGCCUUUUAUAUGAAGGAUCCAAAAAAGGCUCUCCAAGGUUUUUUUGACUGAGAAGGAGAAGAAUUAGAAUAUGAAUUUGAUGAACAGGGUCAAAGCACUUGGCUUUGCAGGGUAUUACCUGUGGAUGAUUCAACUGGAAAACAGCUAGUGGCUGAGGCUAUUCACUCAGGAAAGGAAAAAGAGGCAAUGAUCCAGUGCUCACUGGAAGCUUGUCGAAUCCUUGAUACUUUGGGAUUGCUGCGGCAGGAGGCAGUAUCUCGGAAAAGGAAAGCCAAGAACUGGGAAGAUGAAGACUUUUAUGAUAGUGAUGAUGACACAUUUCUUGAUCGGACUGGCCUGGUUGCAAAGAAGCGUCUGAACGAGAAGCCAGAGACCUUCGAAUCAUUGGUUGCAAAGUUAAAUGAUGCUGAAAAGAAACUCUCUGAAAUUUCUGAGAGAUUGAAAGCCUCCGGCAAAGCUCUAUCAGAGUCACCAUCUCAGGACUCUUUAGAUGCGUUCAUGUCAGAAAUGAAAUCAGGGAAUGCAUUAGAAUGGUGUGUCUGAAGAAAACUUCACCUGAGAACUUCUGAACUGAGAAAAGAACAACAGAGACUUAAAGGGUUGAUAAAAAUUGUAAAGCCAGCAGAGAUUCCAGAACUAAAAAAAACUGAAAGUCAGGCUACAGAUGGAGAAAACAAAGCUAAAAAGCUUACACUGCCUCUCUUUGGUGCCAUGAAAGGAGGAAGCAAAUUCAAAUUAAGAAGUGGAACAAUAGGGAAGUUACCCCCCAAGUGCCCAGAACUCCCUCCAACUCUAAUGAGAAUGAAGGAUGAGCCUAUAGAAGAGGAGGAGGAGGAGGAGGAGGAGGAAGAGCAAGAGGAGGAAGAGCAAGAGGAGAAAGAAAAGGAGGAGCAUGAAAAGGAGAAAAUGGAGGCGGGAAGCAGUAGGCUACAGCAGGAGAUAGAGCCAGAAGGAGCAGUGCAGGAAGCAGGUCCUCCCACAGAUUUCACAUGUUCUAAAGAAACAAAAAAUCAUGAAAACAUGUCUCAACUCGGCCAAGUGGAACAGAAUAAAGGUUACCAAGAGAUUAGAGAGACAGCUGCAUCGUGUGAGGAACGCUCAGCAUCAAAAAAUGAAUAUGAGAAAAGCAGAGAUGAAUUGAAGAAAAAGCAAGCUCCUGGUCUAGGCAAACUUCCACUGACACUUUCCUCCAACUAUCCAGAAGAUGAUCCAGAUGACUGUGUGUGGGUCCCACCUGAAGGCCAAAGUGGAGAUGGCAGGACCCAUCUUAAUGAUAAGUAUGGCUAUUGAUUGCUUCCGAAUCCUAAAGGAAGACCUUGUGGACCAUGUGACAUGGGAUAUUUAGGGUAAUAUAUCAAGUUGAAUGUCCAGAGAAGGAGUUCAGAUGAUCAUUUGUAAAAUCUGGUGACUGGCCUUUUCUUCUGUGCUCUUGGCUUCCUAAAUUUAUCUACCCAUCUGAUUCUCUUGAAUUUGGUAUUUAUGUUUAAAAGUGUUUGUGUAUGUAUGUAAAAUGGAACCAUAUAUUUUGAGAAUUAGUAAAGUGAGAGACAUGACUCUGUUAAAU